UUUAUUCCUUUUUAUAUGCCUCCUCAUUCAUCUCACAAGCUUCAACCACUAGAUGUAGGCUGUUUUGCGCUAUUAAAACAGCUAUAUGGCCAGCAGAUCAGUGACGCUAUCCAGAACGGUGUUAAAUUCAUUAAUAAAGUUAAUUUUUUAUAUCAUUAUCAGUGUGUACGCCAUAGAGCUUUCUCUACAGCAAAUAUUCUCAGCAGCUUUAGAGUAGCCGGUCUUAUUCCAUACAAUCCAGAAAGAGUGCUUUUAAAGCUUCAAAUCAAGCCAAAAACGCUAACACCA
Aspergillus wentii DTO 134E9 is the source of this 288-nucleotide messenger RNA. RefSeq lists its product as uncharacterized. The transcript has a single exon. The annotation marks the transcript as partial. Gene Ontology annotation, molecular function: nucleic acid binding. The record is from RefSeq and is a predicted model, not a curated record. NCBI's taxonomy places the organism in Eukaryota, Fungi, Ascomycota, Eurotiomycetes, Eurotiales, Aspergillaceae.